Molecule: messenger RNA, 1522 nt
Organism: Cyprinus carpio (common carp)
Lineage: Eukaryota; Metazoa; Chordata; Actinopteri; Cypriniformes; Cyprinidae
Biological process (GO): regulation of apoptotic process
Cellular component (GO): nucleus
Molecular function (GO): protein binding
Source: RefSeq, a predicted model, not a curated record
UGCAAAAUUAGCUACUGCAAAGCUAAAUAUGUCUAAAAUUCACAUUUAUCCUACAACUUUAAUAUAAACAAUCUACAUGAUAUUAAGAAUCUGCCAUUUAUUUCAUUUUACUUAUUUUCACCAGAAAAAUAUCCAGAGUUUCCUCUUGUGAUUAGGAAGGUCAGUCACCACAGUAUUGAGCUGAGCUGGAUGAAUGAAGAGAAUAAAUCUCGAAAUGGCCCCUCUGUACGCUGGACCCGCUUCUCUGUGGAGAAAAUGGACCCCAAAACACAUACACCACUGUAUACAUGUCAGUUUUCUCUGACACUGAAGAUUAUUUCUGUAAAUAUUAAAGUUAUUGCAACAUAUUCAAAACCUGCAGUUUAGCAAGACACCUUGUAAUAACAACAUUUUGGUGUUUUAACACAGAGGGUACAGCACUCAUGUUGUAGAGGGCUUGGAGUCCAGCACCUCCUACAGUUUUAGACUGAGAGUCAGCAGAGCCUCACGGGAGGGCAGCCUCAGCCCUGUGCUCUCUGUCUUCACCACCCGUGAGAUAUUUUUAUAUCAAAGCUGGUGUACAGAGAGAUGAAUUCACAGCAAGAAUCUCCCAUUAGGCUGUUUGUAGUUAUUGCUAUGCGGUUUAAUGACAGAAAAGUGUAGUUUGUUGAAAUAUAGUCAUAUAUUGUUUGGUUCGUAGCUUAGUGGAAAUUUUGGUGAAGCAUGGAACUGAUAUUAACAAUGAAGACAGCACUGGAAAAGACAGGUGAGCCUGCAUAUGUCUUUUCAGUCCAGUUAAAUUAUAUAAUUCAUGUCUUCUAACAUGUAUAUUUUUAUUUAUGCAUUUUUUUUUUUUUCAGUUUAAUGCAGACCUGUUUUUCUGGUCACCUUGACACAGUGAAGUAUCUACGCAACUGCGGCUCCACAUGACAAUCUCAAGAUACAGACGGCUGCACGCCGCUCCACUGGACCGUCAUUACAUACAUGAUCCAGGAUAGUUGUGAGGUGGAUGUGAUGGAUAAAGGGUCUCUCUGGACUCCUCUCAUGCGUGUGUCAGCCAUCAGUGGAAACGCUGCGGUCACCUCCAUCAUCCUCCAGGCUGGAGCUGAUGUAUACGUACUUGACAAAGCUGGCAAGACACCAAUAAUGGUCGCUGUGCUGAAUAACCAAAAGGAAAUGGUGAAACUUCUGCUUGACAGUGGGGCAGAUCACCACAUAAAGAACGAGUAUGGAGCAGGUGCAGCGGAUAUGGCAAAAGCAUUUGGGAGACAGAAUAUCAUAAACUUGCUGGAUAAAAUAAGCUUUGAAGAUUCAAAUCGACUGACAUCAACAGGACAAUUCUCUUAUGGAGACAAGAAAUGAUCUUUAUCUUAAUGUCAUAUUUUACACAUUACAUUAAAGCCUUGGGUUAUUAAAAAACAGCUUUUAUGUUUCUGUAGUGGACCCUGUAAAAUAAAAUGAAAUUGAAUUCACAAUAGUAAUAUCCUCAUUUAUUAUUCUCAUUCAAGUCAUUGCAGUACCAGUAUCCAGUUUCAUUUUUUAU